This is a messenger RNA of Pneumocystis jirovecii RU7, 663 nucleotides long. RefSeq names its product ribosomal protein S4. NCBI's taxonomy places the organism in Eukaryota, Fungi, Ascomycota, Pneumocystomycetes, Pneumocystales, Pneumocystaceae. Gene Ontology annotation, biological process: positive regulation of translational fidelity. The transcript is spliced from 2 exons. The record is from RefSeq and is a predicted model, not a curated record. The coding region runs from base 1 to 663 and encodes 220 amino acids. Gene Ontology annotation, cellular component: mitochondrial small ribosomal subunit. Gene Ontology annotation, molecular function: rRNA binding; structural constituent of ribosome.
AUGCUAGGAAAAUCAGCAAAGUUAUUUCCAAAAUAUGGAAAAAUAAAAAUGAAUUGGUCAAAAGAAAAUUUAUAUAAUAUGACAAAAAAAAAUAUUCCAAUUCAUGGAAAAACACUGUAUAAACAAAUGUGGUCUGCAAAAAGAGAGACUCGUGCAUACCAUGGUGAAACGCUUCGUGAACAUCAAUGGUUACGGCUCUUUAGUAUUGGUGAAGUAGAAAAAAGAAAAACAAAAGAAUUAUCUGCAGAUAAUACCUAUUCAAUUCUAGAAAGACGGUUAGAUACAGUGAUUCACCGUGCAUUGUUUGCAUCUAGUGUUAAACAAGCAAGGCAAAUGGUAAUUCAUGGAAAAGUAAAAGUAAAUGGAAAAAAGAUAACUGAUCCAGGAUACUUCUUAGAACCUGGGGAUAUGUUCAUUGCAGAUGCAUCUACUGUUAUAAGGAAUACAGGCUCUCCCGAAAUGUUUCAACAGAAAUCUUCAAAAGAGAUUCUGCCAAAUAAAAUUGAACGAUUUAUACCACGACCGUAUAUGGGUCCGUUUGCCUUCAUUCCAGCAUAUUUAGAGGUAUCUUAUUUAACAUGUUCUGGUAUAUAUCUUCGUCAUCCUAUAUCACAACCAGGAAAAUCAGAAAUACCAAGUCCUUUUCCCCCUGGUAUUUCAUAA